AAUCGCCUAGUAAAAUAAAAUCGAAAUGUUAUGUAAGCAAAUUCCAAAAUGCACACUUACCAAUAACAUAUCUCCAGCUGUCAUCUACCUUCUUCUCCCGUGAAUCUAGGGUUACAAUCCUUCACUACUCUGCCAUUCCCAAAUCUCAGAUCUCAAAAUUUUUCUCGAUACUCUCAAUUCAUCUAUACAAAUACAAAUGAUCUCUGUUAUUUUGCUCAAUUUCACAUCUAACUAGCUAAAACAUAUCCUCCUCUGAUAUCAAUUUUUGUGAAUGGGAUCAUCUGGGUUCUUCAUAAUCUGCGUUCUUCAUUCGCUCAUAGCGACUACUUGUGGUGUUCUGAUAAUGUUUUAUCUGAACGAAGUAUCUGUUCUCGGACAUGGAAUUGAAACAGCGAGAAAGCUACUUGGAUCAACACCACAUGAUCAAUUGUUGAUAAAAACUUCUGAUUCAUUCGUUGGAUUGCUGUUAUGUGUAAUUGGGUUACUGUUAUUCAUGGUGUCGUUUGUUAAGGACAGGGAGUUUCAGAGCUUUUUCGCUAAAGGUUGUAUCUUUCUUCAUAUAUCAAUGGCGUUAUGGAGAGUGUAUUUCGAAAGGAAAGUUGAGGAUUUAGCUUAUGAUUGGCCUAGACAACUUGUUGGUGAUUUUGUUCUUGCACUUUCUUGGGUGUUUUUUCUUGUUAGUUCAUGGAGGGACAAGUAUGAUUAGUUGAAAUUUUGAUAUUAAGCGGGAUGAUUCGAAAAGGGCCAGAUCACAAGGGCAGAAUGAACAAUGAUCCUACGUUUCUGCAAGAGGUUAUUUUUAACGCUCAAAUCCUUGAUUUUUCUGUCAUAUGAUAAUAGUUUUAUCCGUUACGACUUCCUUAAAGCGAAGUUUAACUUUACUACUUUGAUGCUUUCAAGUUUCAAGUCAGUUUUUCUGUAAAUCUCAAUGGAAUGAUACAUUUGCAGCUUUUGUUCA
Molecule: messenger RNA, 958 nt
Organism: Solanum pennellii
Lineage: Eukaryota; Viridiplantae; Streptophyta; Magnoliopsida; Solanales; Solanaceae
Exons: 1
Coding region: 272-706 (144 amino acids)
Source: RefSeq, a predicted model, not a curated record